AUGAAUACUUUAUCCGAAACCGAUUCGGUAGUGAGCAAGUUUACUGACGUUAUAGUUAAUGUUUCGAGAAAUGUCGUAAAAAUUAGAAAUAGGCAAACACCAAAAAAGAAACGAAAACGCACAAUCCAAAAACAGAGAUGGUUUAACACGAGUUGUUACCUAUUAAAGAAGGAAUUAAAAAAAUUGGGUAGUUUACUCUCAAAAUACCCCAAUGAUCCCUUUUUAAGACAUAAGUUUUUUGCUACUAAAAAAGAUUAUAAGCGACUUACUAGACGGCUUAAACAAAAUUUCCAAAGCGAACUGUUAAAUAAGAUUGAACUAAUGGAGGAAAAUCAUCCGAAGGAGUUUUGGAAAUUG
Molecule: messenger RNA, 357 nt
Organism: Paramuricea clavata
Lineage: Eukaryota; Metazoa; Cnidaria; Anthozoa; Malacalcyonacea; Plexauridae
Source: the annotation of a GenBank genome assembly